UCUGUCAACACCACAGUGGGAAUCUUAUCUUUUCUCCUGUUAAUCUCUUUUCAAAAAUUCCAUUAACAUGGAAGACAAAACUGGAAGCUACGCCACCAACCUCGUGGAUCCAAAAAGCGGUUUCAACACUGCUUCUAGAACCUUCCACAGCCUUAAGCCCCCACUCAACCUUCCUCCGCCUCACGCCAACAUCUCCGCCGCGGCAUACACCCUCUCCCUCCGCCGCAACUCGCCCUGGUCCGACUCGGUUAUCGCACUCGUCGACUCAGCCACGAGUCACCAACUCAGCUACUCAGACUUGAUCCAGCGUUCAGAAACCCUGGCCACCAACCUCACCACACUCUAUGGACUCACCAAAGGCCAAACCGCAUUCAUUCUCUCCCCAAACCUCAUACAGGUUCCGAUCCUCUACUUCGCGCUACUCUCUAUUGGCGUGGUCGUCUCUCCCGCAAACCCAAUCAGCACGCGCUCCGAGAUUUCCCACCUCCUCAACCUCUGCGAACCUGUCAUCGCCUUUGCGACGUCGUUUUCCGCACCCAAGCUCCCAAAACUCCGUCUCGGAACGAUUCUCCUCGACUCGCCCGAGUUCGACUCGCUCACAACGACUACCGCGGCUUCAAUCCCACGUGGCGGCGUGGAGGUGAGCCAAUCCGACGUGGCGGCGGUUUUGUACUCGUCCGGGACCACCGGGAAGGUGAAAGGCGUGAUGCUCACGCACCGGAAUUUGAUGGCGACAGUGGCGGGAUACGACGCCGUUCGAGUGCGGACGGAGAGCCCCGCUGUGUACCUCUAUACGGUGCCGUAUUUUCACGUGUAUGGUUUCACGUACUGCUUGAGGUCGGUGGCUAUGAUGGAUACGGUGCUGGUGAUGGAGAGGUUCGGUUUAGGGAAGAUGCUGGACGCGGUGGAGCGAUUCGGAUUGACUCACCUUGUGGCAGCGCCGCCGGUAGUGGUGGCGAUGAGCAAAAACGGAGUGACGGAGGGGCACGAUUUGAGUUCGUUGCAGGGCGUUGCUUGUGGCGGCGCUCCGCUGGGAAAGGAGACCGUUGCGGCUUUCAAAUUAAAAUUCCCUCGAGUAUUGCUAGUCCAGGGAUAUGGGUUAACUGAAUCAACGGCUGGAGUUAUCCGAACAAUGGGUCCCGAUGAGACUAACCGGCCAGGAACAACAGGAAGACUGAUAGGAGGGAUGGAAGCAAAAAUAGUGAACCCCAACACAGGAGAGGCCAUGUUUCCUGGUGAACAGGGGGAACUCUGGCUUAGAGGACCUCCAAUUAUGAAAGGUUAUGUAGGUGACCCAGAAGCAACUUCAGCAACUUUGGGGGAUGGGUGGUUAAGGACAGGGGAUCUCUGCUAUUUCGACAAUGAAGGUUUCAUGUAUGUUGUAGACAGGUUGAAAGAAUUGAUCAAAUACAAGGGCUACCAGGUGGCCCCUGCAGAGUUAGAACAAUUGCUCCAGUCUCACCCAGAGAUAAACGACGCUGCAGUUAUUCCAUACCCUGAUGAAGAUGCUGGUCAAGUGCCCAUGGCUUUUGUGGUAAGACAGCCUCGAAGUUCCCUGAGCAAAGCAGAAAUAAUAGAUUUUGUAGCCAAACAGGUUGCACCGUACAAGAAAAUAAGGCAUGUAACUUUUGUCGAUUCUAUACCAAAGAAUGCAGCGGGAAAGAUACUGAGGAAAGAGUUAAAAAAUAUAAUUGUCCCCCAUCGACCUUCCUCUAGGUUAUAAUGCUUCGUUUCAACUCAUAAUGUUUUUGUUUUCCAGCAAAAUUAACUGGUAUUUAAGUAAAUUCAUGCGAAUCUCUUACGAUAGAAUUAGGUUAUAAUGUCACGUGAAUAAAAGAUAGGUUGUUGGGGUACGUAAAAGUAUAAUCUGUAGAGUAGAUACAGUGAAUUGUAGGUACAAUGUAUUGUAUAAAUAAUAGUAUGGAGGAGAUUGAUGUA
Gastrolobium bilobum is the source of this 1938-nucleotide messenger RNA. RefSeq names its product 4-coumarate--CoA ligase-like 9. Bases 68 to 1723 code for a protein of 551 amino acids. Gene Ontology annotation, molecular function: CoA-ligase activity. NCBI's taxonomy places the organism in Eukaryota, Viridiplantae, Streptophyta, Magnoliopsida, Fabales, Fabaceae. The transcript has 6 exons. The record is from RefSeq and is a predicted model, not a curated record.